Aspergillus nidulans FGSC A4 is the source of this 2784-nucleotide messenger RNA. RefSeq lists its product as uncharacterized. Bases 1 to 2784 code for a protein of 927 amino acids. NCBI's taxonomy places the organism in Eukaryota, Fungi, Ascomycota, Eurotiomycetes, Eurotiales, Aspergillaceae. The record is from RefSeq and is a predicted model, not a curated record. Gene Ontology annotation, biological process: DNA replication initiation. The transcript is spliced from 3 exons.
AUGGCCUCGUGUGAUUCUUCCAAUGUCCUCGAACCUAUCCCACUAAACCAGCUCCAUGAUGCAUCACAACCGCCGUUGAAGAAACGCAAGUUAGUCGCGUCAAAUGAAUGGGUAGCAGAUAACAUCGUCAUACGGGCUCACGCCGCGUCAUUGUAUGACGAUCCGUACGUGUUUGAACCGAUUGCGGUGUUUCCACGACUCCAAUUACCUCUUGAGUGGCUUGAGGCCCCCUCCGCAUUAUCGCAGAUUCAAUCCGGUAGCCUUUUUGUCGCAAAUAUCCCUGCGCUCGAGUCGAAUUCGCAACAGGAGCCGGUCGUCGUGAUCGUGCGAUUAUCCUCUGACGGUGGAAUCUAUGUGAUUGAACGAGCCAAACGAGGGAUAUAUUCCCUUUCAAAAUUAGCCCGCGGCGUGGAGGAGGGAGAUAUUCGUGUGGCGCUCAAGGCGUCUAGUCGGCGAGCGAAUAUCCUCGCCCCGUGCUCGUCUUGCCAACAGCCAGACGUUGCUUCUGAUGGUGACUGGUGGCGGCUGGCGCAGGUCGAUGACCCUGCGCCUGAUCUCAGUCUACAACUACCCGCAAAACGAGCCAAAGUUGAUUUUGUUUUUGGAAUGUCCGCUGAAUCUGUGGAUCGUGAUGAGCGGAUGAAGGGCGCCUCCCCCAUGGACUCGAUGGAGAGGAGUUCCAGCGUCGAUGCUCGUAUAGUUUCCGUACCGCCGGAGGCCCAAGUACCUGUCGAAACCGCGAUACCCGGUGGCGAAGUUGAUGACGGGAAUGCUUGUGAAUCUACGCAGACUCCCCAGGAAUUACUGGAUGGACUGAGGGAGCAGUACCUGCAGGCUCUUUAUGUCUCCAAGGCAUCCGUUGCGUACUUCGCCAAAGGUCCACUAUCGCGCUGUCGGGCCGCAUUCCAAGCUGCAGAUUCUACUGCGGGCAGUAUAUUCGAACUCGUUGAUUUCUACCGAGGGGCUAUUUUAACAGCCAAGAAGAUGGACUUGAAAUUUCGCGAAAGCUUACCGGCAACUAUACAUGAUAUCGUGCUCAAAAUAUCAGACGAUGAGGCGGAGCCGAGAAAGCGAAAGAGCAAGAAGAAAUCACUGGGAAGAAAUGGUCUUUAUCCAGAGGAACCAGACUUUAUCCACAAAUGGUGGAAGAAUCGGGCAAUGACAGAAACAGGUGGUUUAGGUGAAACCUCCAGGGAUGCAGAAAUAAAAAAGCACGUUUCCGACUUGCGCUUACGGGAAACGCAGCUCCAAAUCCUGCUGAUCCUGGAAACAAUUGCGCUUGAGACGGCCGCUGUGGACGAAGCAAAGAAAGCUGGCCAGGAAGCGGCUGCUGAUGCGUCUCAGAAGCCGAAGAGUAAGAAGGCUCAGGAUCUGAAUGUAAUGCUUGAACUCCAUCUUGAUCGUCUUUGCAUCUGGCAUGCCGUGAGCUUUGACGAUGCGCCUGUUUCCGAGUCUCAGGCAUCUGGAAGUGCCCAACAAUCUAGUAAAGGCGGAAGCGACGCGAUGAGAGAUUUCUGCACAGAAGUCAUCAUACCGUUCUAUGCUUCGCGGCUACCAGAUCGCUGCAAAUCCAUUACCCGGAAACUGGGGGUUUCCGCCAGCACAAUUCCGGCGCUGCCCAAGUCGGCGAAGAAACCUUGGAAAGAACAAGGGACUGUUGAACGCAAUACGUCUCACAAGUCCCGCCGUACGCUACAGCGCGUUCUAACAGACGAGCAAGCCACGUCGCAUAGCCGCUCACAACCCUCGCUGAAUCGGUCGAUCACCGCCCCGUCGCAGAUAGAGAGUAAGCGAGAAACUACCCCCUUGCUACCGACAGUCAACACUAGCGUUCGAGGUGGUAUCCAGAAAGCGAAGAGAGCGGAGAACAGAGAGGUGGACCUGUUUGCCGUAGCACGGCAGCACGAGACGAAACUGAAGCGCGUGCAAAUGCUAGCUGAUCAGAAGCGAGAGUUGGAUGCUGCUAUUUUGGCCCUUCGGAAGCCAAACCGCGAGCUAGUGGCGAAGGAUAUUGCCCAAGAUGCAGAAAAGCGGGCCUCCAGCUCAAGAAAGCCCAAAAACCCGGUUCGAAAUCCACUAGGACAAGGUGUUCAGGUCAUGGCCACGCCGAGCAAAGUACGAAAGAGAGAUGCUGUCGUCGGCCUUCCGCCCUUGCCUAAGAGUGUCUCGCGCUCUAAAUCAAAAGCGACAGCCGCCUCCUCAUCGCCUUUCACGGGUGAGCCGCAAGUUAUCCCUGGAUCUACCAAUAAGCCCAGCUCUUUGCCCUUUACAACUGAUGCCGCGGUACAAGAGACGCCGUCACGCCGUCCACCUCAGCCUCCGAGCUCAUCUAAAGACACCACCGAACCUGCCGUGGCAGAAACCCCGAUUCCAGGGACUGGAAACCUCUUCCGCGUUCCCCGCCGACCAGCCUCUCAAACCACAGAAACAGGACCCAUGACUCCCGUCCGAUCACAGCAUAUAGAUGCUACAGAAGCUGUCACACCUCUCGACAGCCGCCAUAUUGAAACAAAUUUACCCCCGCCACCCCCGCCGCUCUUUGCUCUACCUACCAAAAAAACCCCAUCAAACUCUUCAAUGGUCUUUGAGACACCUCCGAAGCCUAAACCUGCUCCAGGUCCUGUCCCUGUGGUGACCGCUCGUCAACCUAAUCUUUCUGGGUCGGGUCCUGUUUCUGCCCUUGCUUCUGCCCCUAAAGAGGCGCAAGUCGUGCCUGUGACGCCGGAGAAAUCGAUAUAUUCGGCAUUGGGCUGGGAUGAUGACGAUGAUGAGCUUGCAUUAUGA